ACAAGCUGUGUUUGGGUGGAACUUGAUGCCGGCGCAAGCCGGACGCUGAAGCGGAUCUGCAGACUUCUGGAAGUUGGGAUCCCUCUUAGGUGGAGCCCCGGUGAUGGAGAACAGGUCGGUCCUCGGGGCCCUGCGGCCUGUCCGGCUCAUGCGGCUCCCGCUGUUGCUCGUCAUCCUCCUGCUGGCUGCGGCGCCCGCUGAAGGAGUGUCGGACUACUACGACCUGCUGGGGAUCAGCAGAGACGCCACCACCAGAGAGAUUCGGCAGGCGUUCAAGAAGCUGGCGCUCACCAUGCACCCCGACAAAAACCCGGGUGACCCGUCAGCUCAUGAAAAGUUCCUGAAGGUGAACCGUGCUUAUGAAGUUCUCAAAGAUGAAGAUCUGAGGAAAAAGUACGAUAAGUAUGGAGAAAAGGGUCUGGAUGACCAGCAGGGAGGACGCUAUGAGAGCUGGAACUAUUACAGAUACGACUUUGGUAUCUAUGAUGAUGAUUUGGAAAUCAUCACCCUGGACAGCGGAGACUUUGAAGCGGCAGUAAACUCUGGAGAACUCUGGUUUGUCAACUUCUACUCUCCACGCUGCUCACACUGUCACCAGCUGGCUCCUACGUGGAGGGAGUUCGCCAAAGAAAUGGAUGGAGUGAUCCGGAUUGGUGCAGUAAACUGCGGAGACAACAACCACCUCUGCAGGAGGAAAGGCGUCACCAGCUACCCAAGCCUGUACAUUUACAGAGCAGGACAGAGACCAGAGAAGUUUAAUGGAGAGCGCACCAGAGACGAUCUGGUUGGUUUUGCCAUGCAGUUCAUCACCACCACCGUCACUCAGCUCUGGCAGGGGAACGUCUUCACUGAGAUUGAGAAGUCGUUUUUGUCAGGGCUGGGCUGGCUGAUCACCUUCUGCUCUGACACAGGAGAUUGUCUGGAGCCAAGAACAAGACAGAAGCUGGCAGGAAUGCUGGAAGGUCUGGUGAAGAUGGGAUGGAUAGACUGCACCGUACAGCCACAGCUCUGUGACAGUUUCCAGGUGGUGAGUGGAGCGACAGCCUUUUUCCCCCCUGGAAGCUCUCUGGAUAAAGAAGGCAGUGUACUGUGGAUCAAGACUCUCGACAGUAAAGAGAUCUACAACCAGGUCCUAAACCAUCUACCAGAUCUGAAGCUGCUGACUGCAGAGAGUUUUGAGGAGAAACUGGCCCAUCACCGCUGGCUAAUCAGCUUCACAUUUAGAGACAGAAGUUCCACCACAAAUGAGUACAAGAAGCUCCAAGCGUUUCUGCGAAAUGACCACAUACAGAUCGGCAGAGUGGACUGUGUCGCCGACUCAGAGUUGUGUCAUUCUCUCUACAUCCACAAACCCUGUGUGGCUGUUUUCAAAGGUCUGGGGAUCCACGACUUUGAGAUCCACCAUGGUAAAGAUGUGUUGUACAACAUCGCAGCCUUUGCAAAGGACAGCGUUCGUGCCCAUGUGACGACCCUGAGGCCGGACAACUUCCCCUCUGACAGGAAGGAACCCUGGCUGGUGGAUUUCUUUGCUCCGUGGUGUCCCCCAUGCCGGGCCCUGCUGCCCGAGCUGAGAAAAGCCUCAAUCCAGCUGGCCGGACAGAUAAAGUUUGGUACUCUGGACUGCACCAUCCACCACAACCUCUGCUCCACGUACAACAUCCAGGCUUACCCCACCACAGUCAUCUUUAAUGGCUCCUCUGUUCACGAGUAUGAAGGCCAUCAUUCUGCUGACGGCAUCCUGGAGUUCAUACAGGACCUGGUCAGCCCAUCUGUUCUGGCACUCGAUCCUUCCAGCUUCAAAGAGAGGGUAAAAGGUAGAGACGAGGGGCAGACCUGGGCGGUGGAUUUCUACGCCCCCUGGUGCGGUCCCUGUCAAGCCUUGAUGCCGGAGUGGAGGCGCAUGGCUCGGCUGGUUGCCGGUCAGAUCCUGGUUGGUUCAGUCGACUGCCAGCGCUUUCAGACCUUCUGCCAGAGUCAGGGUGUGAGGGGGUACCCGGAAAUCCGCCUGUAUCCCGGCAACACUCUGCAGCCAAACCGCUACAUGUCCUACAAUGGCUGGCAUAGAGACGCACACUCGCUCAGAGCCUGGGCUCUCAGUUCUUUACCCAGAGCCUCAGUGGAUCUGAAUCCAGAAACCUUUAGAUCGAAGGUUCUGUCCGGCCAGCACCACUGGGUUCUGGAUUUCUACGCCCCCUGGUGUGGACCCUGCCAGCACUUUGCCCCAGAGUUUGAGGUUCUGGCCCGGAUGCUCAAAGGGGAGGUCCGGGCAGGAAAGGUGGACUGUCAGGCUCAUUAUCAGACCUGCCAAUCAGCUGGAAUCACAGCUUACCCAACUGUUAAAUUCUACCCUUACCUGGGAUCACAGAAGAGGCAGCAUCAGCCGAGUGGAGAGCCCAUCAACAGCCGGGACGCUAAUACCAUUUCUGACAUCAUCAGACAGCGACUAAAACAGCUGGCCCCACGCUUGCACAGCACACCAAAGGAUGAGCUCUGACAGAGGUGGCGUGGUGAGGCUGAACUGCAGCCUGAUUGGUCGGAGAGGAGUGCCUGUGAUCAGUCAGCGCUCUCAUGUGCACAGACAGACUGUCAGCCGCUGUGCUCUUCAUCGUGAUGAACACUCCUGCCUUGAUUUCUUUGGUUUCUUCUGGUCUCCAUUGUUUGUAUUUACUCCAUGAAGUAAAGCUGUGGGACACUGAGGGUUACUGUAGGUUACUGAUGCAGACAGAUGUAAAUCCAUCACACUGUGCUUUAUUUUUAGCAUUGGAACAGGAUAAAAACGGUGUUUCUGUUGAAAAAAAAUGUUUCACUUUUACUGCUUCUACUGCAUUUUUCAAGUCACUAAGAAAACUACAAGAUUCUGUCCAAAGAAAGUUACUGGCAACUGUUAUUUUCAUUUCAACUGAGUUUAUAUUUGGCAUUAUAGCUAACACACCAGACUUUCUAAACAUCCAUGUUCAUUUUGGGGUUUGUAUUGUUAGUAUUUAUUCUGAAAUGCUUUUGGUUUUCACGUUUAAUAAAUGACAACGUUUUUGGGGGCCUUUUUGGUUUUAGUGUUCAUUUGUAAUAAACCAACCAUUAAAAACAUGCGCAAUGGUUGAAACUGUUAAAAAAGGGGACAGAUUUUAUAGGGAGAUGUCUGUGGAAUAUUUUGUUUUAUGAUGGGUUUUUUGUAUAUCGUUGCUACCUUUUUUUUCCCCCAUCUCUGAAAUUUCGACAAACAUCUUGUGUAUCAGUUAGUUGUCUGUAAUAAAGAAAAUUGUCCAUAAGGACGUUCAAAUUUU
This is a messenger RNA of Oryzias latipes (Japanese medaka), 3281 nucleotides long. RefSeq names its product DnaJ (Hsp40) homolog, subfamily C, member 10 (gene dnajc10). Lineage: Eukaryota; Metazoa; Chordata; Actinopteri; Beloniformes; Adrianichthyidae. The record is from RefSeq and is a predicted model, not a curated record. Gene Ontology annotation, cellular component: endoplasmic reticulum lumen. Gene Ontology annotation, biological process: IRE1-mediated unfolded protein response. Gene Ontology annotation, molecular function: misfolded protein binding; protein-disulfide reductase activity; oxidoreductase activity, acting on a sulfur group of donors, disulfide as acceptor.